Molecule: messenger RNA, 1242 nt
Organism: Cryptomeria japonica (Japanese cedar)
Lineage: Eukaryota; Viridiplantae; Streptophyta; Pinopsida; Cupressales; Cupressaceae
Product: replication protein A 70 kDa DNA-binding subunit A-like
Exons: 3
Coding region: 1-1242 (413 amino acids)
Source: RefSeq, a predicted model, not a curated record
AUGCCACCGGCAGCUCUGAUCUCCCACCAACCGCCUCGAUCCCGCCGCCGGCCCCCUUGGCUCCCGGCCCCUUCGGCUCCUGGUCCGUCGGUAUCUCCUUCUCCGGUGACGCCUAAAUCCUGUCGGCAGUCCACUAAACCGACGGACCCACGCCCGCCAUGUGGAAGGCGGCCACUGGCCCGUGGUCAACAACCGUACACCAGUUCACCGCGCACAUGUCAGCAAGUCCGUACGGUACGACAACCCAAUCAGCUGCACAGACAUCGCACCCAGUCAGCAGGGAGGCGAAGUUUUCGCGACGUUCAUACGACCGUCAAAUUUAAGCCAGAAGUGGAACCACAACUACAAUUGACCCCACAUGUACUCCUCUGCAUCAACGUUGGGGAUGAUGUCCUCUCUCCAGUGCUUCAGCUUUUAUCUUUUGAAAAAUUGACGGCUGAUGAAAAUGACAGUGCCCGAUAUAGGGUUGUUUUGACUAUAGUAAUAUUCAACCUUGCUCUCAAAUUUACAAAUUCUCCAUUGCUUGGAAAACUUAGAUACCUGUUUAAAGAGAAAGAACAACAAAUGUUGGGUCGAGACACACGUGCCACAACUAAACGCUCCCUCAAAUUUGGAAUACACCUCCCACCCGUGCAACACGAAUCUUCUAUUAAUAUCAGGCCGAUUAAAGCCUUGAACCCCUUUCAAAAUAAAUGGACGAUAAAGGGGCAUGUGACAAACAAUAGGAAGAUGCAUCAGUACAGUACACCAAAGUCCAUUGGCCAAGUGUUUAGCUUUGACAUGAUAGAUGAUGAAGGUACUGAAAUUAGAAUAACUUGCUUUGGCGAUGUAGCAGAGAUGCAUUAUCAUAGGGUUGAAGCAGGAACAUAUUAUACUGUAUUGAAAGGUUGCAUUAAAGAAGCUGACACAAAAUGGAAUAAGCUUAACAACCAUCUUGAGAUAACUUUGGAAAACAAUUCAAUAUUGAAGCGUUGUGAUGCUGUUGUUGAUAGUGAAGCAAAUAAUUCUCGAUUCACACCGAUCAAUGAAAUUACAUACUACACCAACAACACUUUAGUUGAUGUUAUUGGUAUUGUAGUUGCUAUUGGAGAACCCUCAUUAAUUCAUAGAAAAUAUGGAAGCGACGUAAUGGAGAGAACUAUAAAAAUAAAUGAUGUUUCAACUUUUACUAUCGAUGUUAACUUAUGGGGAGAAACAUGGCAAGGGCUGGGUGAAGAUUUGAAGAACAUGCACACAACCUAA